UAUACAUGUUUAAAGAAAAUAAAAUGAUUUUUAAACUUCUAUGAAAAAUUUAACAUAUAAAAAAGGGCGAUGAAUUAGUCAUCAAAUUGUAAAUAAUUUCAUAAUUUUAUUAAUAAUAAAUUAUUUAUAAUUUUUGUUUUUCGUCAAGAUAAUUAUUAAAUGUCCAUAACAUUAAUAUGUUAAAAGGUCAUAUUAUGAAAGUCCAUGUUGUAACCUUUUUUUUUUCCGGGAAGUGUAACAAAAAAAAAUUACAUUUAACUCUUCGUUUUGUUUAAGUUUGUGUCGGCAAAAGAUUAAAAAAAAUCUCACUAUCUUGCCUAAACAAAAGGUAUAUUAGGUAAUAAAGCUAUGUGAAAUGAGCUACGGAGGAGAUUUACAUAUCUUUCGGCUUACGUGCCUAAUAUUCCAAUGUAUUUACAACCUCAAAUGCAUUGUGUGGUAAGAACCUUAAAUGCAUUUUACAAAGAAUGUUCUUAAUUAUGUGCAAUAGAGUGUCAACACCAACAAAACUAUAUGAUUGAUAGAUUAAGUAUUUAACAUAUCUUUAAAAAUAUGCAAGGGCAUAAUAAAUAUAUGUUUUAACUUUUGACAUUUGAAAGAGAACAAUAUAGAUAUCAUUCUUAAAAAAAAAGGUCGACAAACUGGUACUAGUGUUUUUUAAAUAUAGCAAGAUAGUAGUAACAACUACUAAGAAUAAUUCAUAAACUUAGUAUUGAAAUUUGUAUAUACUAUCAUAGAAUGUUCCCUUUAGUAAUAACCACGUGUGAAGCACCCCGCCUCAUAUUACAUAAUGAUCACCAACCUCUUUUGAUAUUUCGUUUGUGUAUAUAUAAGUGUGCAUUAAUAAGAUCAAUUCCCACAAUCCAUAAACAAUCCCCAAGAGCCGUUGACAAAACAAAAAAAAAAAAUCACAAAAAGUCGUCAAAGUAUACUCUAGACCCUCCAAUCUCCCGUAAAAAUCUCCAUAUAAAUCUCUGUCUCUCUUUGCCAACCUAAAUCAACAACCAUUCUUAUUCAUAGCCUAUCACACAACCCAACAAAAAAGUCCUUAACAAAACAAAACAAAAAAAAGUAAGAAGAGAUUUCAUCACUAUUCUAUUACAUUCUCUCUUUUCAAAUCAAACAUUUGACUUUUGUGACAAAGGCUUGAAGAAAGAGAUGAGGAGCGAAGCGGGUGGUGGUACCAUGGUCGUUGAUCUCCAAACCGAUCCAUAUAACAACAAUCACCAUCGCCACGAGAUCAUCACCGGUAAUGUCCACAAACCGCGGCCUAAAUUUGGUGACAUCUUAAAAGCAGACCACGACGGAAUAUUCCCUCCCGUGGACCCCAUCAUCAUCAACACAAACCUAACUCACCAACGGUUCAGCAGCGUCUCAACCUCGACCAUGAGCAGCGGUCCAACAAGCGGAGACGGUUCACCUUGCCUAAUGUCCCCUUGGGCCCGUGUGUCACCACCUUGGGCCGCAGAUUUCAACGAAGACAAUGUACUAGAGACCAAUGGUCUCAUCGGGUCCAUUGUACGUGAAGAAGGUCAUAUAUACUCGUUAGCCGCUUCAGGUGACCUUCUCUACACGGGCUCCGACUCCAAGAACAUUAGGGUCUGGAAGAAUCUGAAGGACUACUCCGGUUUUAAAGCGAGUAGUGGGCUUAUCAAGGCCAUUGUGAUAUUCGGAGAAAACCGGGUCUUCACCGGUCAUCAAGACGGUAAGAUCCGGAUUUGGAAAGUCUCGAAGAGGAAACCGGGAAAGUACAAACGGGUCGGUACAUUGCCUACGUUUAAAUCGUUGGUUAAAAGCUCGGUAAACCCUAAGCAUUACCGCGGUAAAAACUCGGUGAAAACAAAGCACCACGACGCCGUUUCGAGUCUUAGCAUGGACGUUGAGGUUGGUUUGUUGUAUUCCAGCUCUUGGGAUAGGACGAUCAAGGUGUGGAGAGUGUCCGAUUCCAAGUGUUUGGAGUCGAUACACGCGCACGAGGACGCAAUAAACUCGGUCAUGGUCGGUUUCGAUGACUUGGUGUUCACGGGAUCCGCGGACGGUACGGUGAAAGUGUGGAAACGUGAGAUGCAAGUCAAAACGAGGCACGUGUUGGUUCAGGUUUUGCUCAAGCAAGAAAGCGCGGUCACGGCGUUGGCGGUUAAAUUAAAGUCUUCGAUGGUUUAUUCCGGUUCGUCUGACGGGGUGGUUAACUAUUGGCAGCGUUCGAAGAAGCGUGUGUUCGUCGGUGGGAUACUAAAAGGGCACAAGUCCGCUGUGUUGUGUCUCGCUGUGGCGGGGAACUUGCUGUUGAGUGGUUCGGCGGAUAAGAACAUAUGUGUGUGGAGGCGGGACACGUCUGAUGGGUCUCAUGAGUGUCUGUCUAUUUUGACGGGGCACAUGGGACCUGUUAAGUGUCUAGCCGUGGAGGAGGAACGGGCUUGCCGCGGUAAAGGAGGAAAAACCUCGACGGUUGGUGAAGGAGACAGGAAGUGGAUUUUAUAUAGUGGAAGUUUGGAUAAGUCGGUGAAAGUGUGGCGCGUGUCGGAGAAGAUGGCGGCGUGGAGGGAGAUAGACGAGCCAGAAGCAGAGAGUUGCGCGUGAAGUUCUUUGGGAAAAUAGAAAAAAAGGAGUGCGUCGGAGCAUAGUGUGAUUAUUUACGAAAAUGCGCCGUCAUCGAUCAGUCACGAUGACGGUCUUCACGACGGGGAAGAGUCGGAGGAUUGUUUUUCAAUUUUAUGACAAUGUCAACGAAGAGAUUUGUGCCAAGUCAGCUAAAGAGUGAGUCAACACGGGCUUAAUGGUUUUCACGUAAUGAUGAGUUUUGCUUCUUUUCACUUUAAAAAAGAUCUUUUCAAAGAAUUGUAAAAUUAUUCCUUUCCGUGAAUUUGUAACAAGGACAAAGACUAAAUCAAACAUGUUUGUCUUCUCCGUGUGUUUAGUUUAUAUCGUGGUUGCAAUUUAUAAGAUGGCUUUUACCAAAGAAAAACUUUAUAAGAUUGUGGUUGCAACUUUAUAAUUUAUAAUAUACAAAUAUUGAUGAGUCGUUUUGUCUUCAUAGAAUUGGUCUUUUUUUUUGUUUUGAACUCAGAAUUGUUCUUUUCUAAAUUACAUUUAUAAAAUACAAAUAAUACAUUCAUGAUUACUGUUUGGAUCCAAUUUUGGUCAGAUUUCGAUUAGGCCAGAAUAAAUUGGGUCAUGCGACCUGCGACAAAGCGUAAUCUGUGCUAAUGAGUUCAUGUCGAUUUGAAGAACCGGAGAUCGCGGAGAAGUUGAAAAAAAUCCGAGAUCGAUCGAUUAUAAAAAAGGAGAACGUCGGGAAGAAAGAGGGGCACGGCAAAAACCCGAGAGAUAGCUUAAUACACACAUCGACUUCAUUUUGAUCUCGUUUUAAGUUCUUUCUCUUAACUAUCUCAUUUGAAAAAUUGGAUCUCAUUUCACUUAUUGUAUUGAUUCUUAUUCAUCAAUAAAAUCCAUCUUUUUUCUACCAGAAUCUGAUUACAUCGUUGUGUUCUAAAGAUAUCGUUGCCCACAUCGUCUUCUCUUUCCUAGAUUUAACUUUCAAUCACUAAUAAAUUCCUAGGUUAGAUUUUAUGAUCUACAAUUACUAAUCACAAAAGUUGUAAAAAUUAAAUUACCAAAAGAUAAAUAGUUUUGACAAAAGACUCCAUUGUGAACAAUAUACAAACAUGUACAUCUGCA
Messenger RNA from Brassica napus (rape), 3678 nucleotides. Its product is annotated as protein JINGUBANG. NCBI's taxonomy places the organism in Eukaryota, Viridiplantae, Streptophyta, Magnoliopsida, Brassicales, Brassicaceae. The transcript has a single exon. Gene Ontology annotation, molecular function: protein binding. The record is from RefSeq and is a predicted model, not a curated record. The coding region runs from base 1159 to 2580 and encodes 473 amino acids.